Molecule: messenger RNA, 384 nt
Organism: Pyrenophora tritici-repentis Pt-1C-BFP
Lineage: Eukaryota; Fungi; Ascomycota; Dothideomycetes; Pleosporales; Pleosporaceae
Source: RefSeq, a predicted model, not a curated record
AUGUCAGAUAAACUCAUGGACACUGAGCCUGGCGGCGAGCGACAAAACCAGUACGAAGGCGUCCAUACCUUCGUCGAGCCGCACUCCAAGCAAGCCGGCCAAUUCGGCGACCCCUCAACUGGCACAUCCACCGAUACCAAGACCAGCGAUCCAGGCGCCCCAAACACACACGGCAUCACUCCUGCAGACAAGAUCCGCUACGGACAGAGCAUCCAAGAAGGCGGCAUGGGGGGCAAGACGACGAGUUCGACAGGCGAGGCGAACAACGAUUCAGGGUUUGGAGGAACUGAGGCUCUGGGCGAUGAUGACGAGAGUGCUGCGAAGCAGAGGAAAGAGCAGGGUUAUGGUGGAGAUAAGGACAUGGAUAGGACUAUUGGCGCCUAG